Paralichthys olivaceus (Japanese flounder) is the source of this 5769-nucleotide messenger RNA. The record is from RefSeq and is a predicted model, not a curated record. Lineage: Eukaryota; Metazoa; Chordata; Actinopteri; Pleuronectiformes; Paralichthyidae.
AUGGGGACCACAGGACUCCAAUGCACAUUAUGGCUCAUAUACCUAACGCUUUUGGUCGGCUCACUCACUCAGACUGCAAAUGCAUCUCACAUCGGCCGCGUGUGUACGACAUGGGGAAACUAUCACUUCAAGACCUUUGAUGGACAUUUCUACCAAUGGGCCUCCACCUGUAACCAUGUCCUGGCCUCGCAGUGUGAGGGCAGCUAUGAAAAUUUCAACAUCCAGUUGAAGCGCAAGACAGAUGACAAAUCAGUCACCAUCAGCAACAUCAUCCUGAAGCUGGACGGCUCAGUGGUGGAGCUCUCUAAAAACUCAGUGAUUGCCAAUGGCAAGAUCGUGGCUCUGCCGUAUGUCACGUUCGGGGUGACUGUGAAGGGAACCACGUCUAGUAUCACUGUCGAAGCCAAGCUGGGAAUCACGGCCAUCUGGAACUUGGAUGACUCACUGGAUAUUGAGAUUGACAACAAGUACGAGAACCAGGUCUGUGGACUCUGUGGAAACUUUGACGGCACAGCCAAUGAUCUUGAGAAGGAGGGAUCUAGUCUGUCUUUGGAAGACUUUGCUGAGGGCUUCAAGGUGGAUGAUCCAUCGGAGUCGUGUGAGGAGCCUGAGCUGAGUGCCGAGAAGAGCUGUGGAGACAAGGAUUUCUGUAAGCAGAUUUUCUCCUCUGCUCCGUUCAGCGACUGUAAGAACCGUCUGGAUGUGGGAUCCUUCAGUAAAGUCUGUAUGGCCGACUUGUGCAACUCUGAAGAAGACGAUGACUCCUUCCUCUGCCAAACCAUCUCAGAGUACUCAAGAGAGUGUGUCCAUGCUGGUGGCAACCCCCAGCCAUGGAGGAAUGAAAGUUUUUGCUACAAGGAAUGUCCAUAUAACAUGACAUUCUUGGAAUGUAGCAGUUCUUGUCCUGACACCUGCUCCACCCCUCAGGCCAGCCAGACAUGUGACAGCCACUGUCAUGAUGGCUGCAGCUGCCCUGCCGGAAAGGUGUUUGAUGACAUCAGUGCCACUGGCUGUAUUGUACAGUCUCAGUGCGCAUGUCUGCACAACAACAAAGUGUACCAGUCAGGAGAGUCGUACAGUCAUCACUGUGGUUCCUGUGAGUGUCAGGGUGGUAAGUGGAAUUGCAGUGAACAGAACUGCCCAGGAACCUGCUCUGUGGAGGGAGGAGCUCACAUCAACACCUUUGAUGGAAAGGUCUACACAUUCCAUGGGGACUGCGCCUACAUUAUGGCUAAGCACUCUAAUGGCUCCCUAUUCACUGUGCUGGUGGACCUGGUCAAGUGUGGUUUAUCUGAGAAACAUACCUGCCUCAGGGCUGUGACACUGUCCUUAUACAGCAAUUCUUUGGUUGUUAAAAUUCAGGCGUCCGGACAGAUCUUUGUGAACAAAAUCCAAUCUCAGCUUCCACUCUUCACACCGGAUUUAAGCAUCUUCAAGCCAUCAUCCUUCUACAUGGUCAUAAGCACUAAAGUGGGCCUACAAAUAAUGGUCCAGCUGGUCCCUCUGAUGCAGGUCUUCAUUACAGCUAAUCCUUCGCUCAAAGGACUAACCUCUGGUUUGUGUGGGAACUUCAAUGACAUGAUGACUGAUGACUUCAGGGCAAUGAGUGGGCUAGUGGAGGGCACUGCUGUAGCCUUUGCCAACACAUGGAAAACCAGAGCCAACUGCAAAGACAUUAAAUCAAAUUAUGGACACCCCUGUCUUAAUGGCAUCAACAAGGAGAGUUAUGCCCAGUACAGUUGCUCCAAACUGACGGAUCCCACGGGAGUGUUUGCUCCUUGCCACUCUGUCAUCAGCCCCAACACGUACAAAGAUAACUGCAUGUAUGACAGCUGUAACUGUGACAAAAGUGAGGACUGCAUGUGUGCUGCAAUCUCCUCAUACGUCUAUGCCUGUGCAGCGGCAGGAAUCCACCUGAGUGGGUGGAGGUCGACCAUCUGUGGCAAAUUCAGUGAAUAUUGUCCAACAGGAACAGUGUAUGCCUAUAACAUGACCAGCUGCAUGCGUAUGUGCCGUUCCCUGAGCCAGACUGACUACUCCUGCCGGGUCAGCUUCCCCACAGUGGAUGGCUGUGGCUGUGAUGAGGGAACCUACUUGAAUGAGAAGGGGAAGUGUGUGGCCAUCACAAGCUGUCCCUGUUAUUAUAAAGAUUCCAUCAUUCUUGCUAAACAGACUUUCACCAAAGACGAAAACACAUGCACUUGCAGUAAAAGGAAGUUCCAAUGUACCAAUAACUUGUGUGAUUCUGUAUGUGGGAUCUAUGGAGAUGGUCACUACACCACAUUUGACGAUAAGAGGUUUGACUUCAGUGGACAGUGUGGAUACACACUCCUCCAGGAUUUCUGUGGUACUGGUCAGAGCAACGGAAGCUUCAGAAUUAUCACAGAGAAUGUUCCAUGUGGAACCACAGGAGCUACCUGCUCCAAGACCAUCAAGAUCUUCCUGGGGGAUAAUGAAUUCCAGCUUAAAGAUGAGAACUUCCAGGUGAUAAAGGGCAGCAGCAAAGUGUUCCCUUCUCAGAUACACAAGAUGGGUAUUUACCUGGUGGUAUCGAUCAAGUCAGGACUUGUGCUCAUGUGGGACCAGAGGACCAGUCUUUUCAUUAAACUCAGCCCAGAGUUCAAGGGUCAAGUCUGUGGUUUGUGUGGAAACUAUGAUGGCAACAGCAAGAAUGACUUCACCACACGCUCCGAGGGGACCGUGGCCGAUGUUAUCGAAUUUGGUAACAGUUGGAGGGUUUCCUCCACCUGCCCCAGCGCCCAACUUAUCAGUGAUCCCUGUUCCACAAAUGGCUACCGGGCAGCCUGGUCCCAGAAAAAAUGUAGCAUCAUCACCAGUGUCACCUUCAAGAACUGUCAUUCACAGGUUGACCCUGGACCAUAUUUUGAUUCUUGUGUGAGAGACUCUUGUGCUUGUGACACCGGUGGGGACUGUGAAUGUUUCUGCACUGCAGUAGCUGCCUAUGCCAAAGCUUGUAAUGAAGCUGGAGCGUGUGUUAAAUGGAGAUCUCCAAAAAUGUGCCCUAUUUUCUGUGACUACUAUAAUGAACCUGAUGGUUGUGAGUGGCACUACAGGCCUUGUGGAGCUGCCUGCAUGAAGACAUGUCGAAAUCCAUCAGGAAACUGUUCGAACCUCAUCACUGCCCUGGAAGGCUGCUAUCCACGGUGUCCUCCAAACCAGCCAUACUUUGAUGAAGACACCAUGAAGUGUGUUGAAUGGAACCAGUGUGGCUGCUAUGAUGAUAGAGGUAUCCAUUACCACAUUGGAGAGCUGAAUGGAGAUACCUGGGAUGCUGGCAACUGCACCACAGCUGAAUGCAUUAAUGGUGUAGUGACAAAGAAGCGUACUGAGUGUGCCACAGUACAACAACCCAUCUGUGCUAAUGGACGCAAAGCCGUUAAAAUUUAUGACAAAGAUGGUUGCUGCUUCCACUACGAAUGUGAAUGUGUGUGCAGUGUCUGGAGUGGAACACACUACAAGACAUUUGAUGGACAAACCUUCGAUUUCAACCAGAACUGCACUUACUACCUGGUCAAAGAGAUCAAAAAUAAAUAUAACCUGACGAUUAUAGUGAACAAUUAUGCCUGUAACCCUUCAGAGGACACAUUCUGCCGACAGGAUCUCAUUGUCAUAUACCAAUCCUACAAGGUUGUCUUCACGCAAAUUAAGACUUCAGAAUCUACAGUUAAUAAGGUGUAUUUGAAUGAGAAACAAAUCUAUCCUGCCUACAGCAACGGUGACCUGUUCUUCACUAGCACAGAUAUGGUGGUCACAUUGGAGAUACCAGGGAUCAGCACAGAAGUGGUCUACAGGGGCUCCUCAUUCACCAUUGAGCUUGCCUAUUCCCUCUUUAAUGGGAACACUGAGGGACAGUGUGGGACAUGUGACAACUCCAAGAACAACGACUGCCGUUCCCCCAACGGUCAAGUGGAAAGCUGCUCAGACUCUGCAAAACAGUGGCAUUUCCCAGACAAAGAUUGUAUCUCCACCCCUACUACUAUUCUACCACCUCUGACCUCAACACCACAGACAACAACACAGCCUUUUUGCGAUUCCACCAUCUGUGAUAUCAUAAAAUCCAGUGUAUUUGAUCGAUGCCACUCAGUCAUACCGCCAGGAGAAUAUGUGAAAACCUGUAUCGCUGACACUUGUAAAUAUGGAAAUAAGUCCUGCACCAGCCUGGAGUCCUACGCUGCUGAGUGCUCUACUGCAGGAGUCUGUAUCAACUGGAGGAAUGCCACCAAUGGACAGUGUGAGCACAAGUGUCCAAGCAACCAAGUGUACAAAGCUUGUGGCCCCAAAGUGGAGUCAACAUGUCAAGAAAAAUACAAUCUGAAGUUUAACGCCAGUAAGACGGGAUCCGCCAACAACUCUCAGGAGGGUUGUUUCUGUACUGAUGACACCACACUGUUCAACACAGUCCAUGACAUAUGUACUGCUUACUGCGAUUGUGUUGGACCUGAUGGAAAACCCAGACUGCCUGAGGAACAAUGGACAGUCAACUGCACAAACUGUAAGUGCGACAAAGAUACCAUGGGCAUCCUGUGUGUUCCUGUUGAUUGCUCGUCAGAACCCACGCCCACCUGCAAACCAAAUUACAAGCUGGUCACCACUAAGGAGGGCUGCUGCAACAAAUCGUCAUGUGAAUGUGAUAAGACGCUGUGUCCUGCUCCCAUGAAUUGCUCGCUUGGCUUCGAACGCCAAGUCACUGAAGACGAAUGCUGCGAUUCCUACAAGUGUGUUCCUAAAGGUGUAUGCAUCUACAACAUGACUGAGUACAAGCCUGGUGAAAAGGUACCAAUACCAGAACCAGAACCACCAAUAGUAGAACCAUCACUAGAAACAUCAGCAACAACAGCAUCACCACCAGGCCCAGGACAAACCUCUGGAACAACAGCACCACCACCAGGACCAGGACAAAGACCAGGACCAGGACCAGGACCAGCACCAACCACAGCAUCACCAUCAGGACCAGGACAAACAUCGGGAACAACAGCGCUACCAUCAGGAGGAUCAACUCCGGCACCUACAUCAGAUAUUCUCAAGCAAGGGAAAUGCCACGAGUGUUACUGUGGUCCAGAUAUGAAUCCCAACACAAGUAUAAACACCAUUACCUGCAAACCUAUUGUCUGCAACAAAAACUGCUCCGAGGGCUAUGAAUAUCAAGCCAAGCCUGACGAGUGCUGCGGGACCUGUGUUCAGACGAAGUGUUCUGUACUCACAUCUAACAACACAAAGAUUUACAUUGAGAUCAACACUACUGUGUCUGAAGAUAAUUGUACGAAAUAUACCUGUGAGGAGAUUGAAGGAAAGCUUGUUUCCAAAACGGUCACCACCAAGUGUGAGGACCUUGACCCCCGGGAUUGUGAACCUGGCACAGAGAGCGUUGAUACCAGUGGAUGUUGCAAAACCUGCAAACGCAGGAGUGUCUGUAAGGUCCUGAGUAACAAGGAAGUCAUCAAGGUGGGAGACUGUAAGAGUCCACAGCCGGUCAACAUGACUUACUGCAGCGGGCAAUGUGGAAGCAUGUCCAAGUAUUCCGCAGAAGCUAACAAGAUGAUGCACCAGUGUGAGUGUUGCCGAGAGUUCCGAACCAGUCAGAAACAGGUGGAACUGACCUGCAAGGACAGCUCUAAGGUCCAGCACACCUACGUGCAUGUGGAAGCGUGUCAGUGCAAACCAGCAGAGUGUGUGCCUGGAACGACCAACAAAUCACAGCGCCGCAGAAAGCGCUGAGCACUUACUGCAUCCUGCCGGACACUGGACACC